This is a messenger RNA of Nymphaea colorata (pocket water lily), 2620 nucleotides long. RefSeq names its product probable galactinol--sucrose galactosyltransferase 2. The record is from RefSeq and is a predicted model, not a curated record. Lineage: Eukaryota; Viridiplantae; Streptophyta; Magnoliopsida; Nymphaeales; Nymphaeaceae. Bases 282 to 2555 code for a protein of 757 amino acids. The transcript is spliced from 14 exons.
AGACAUACAUCAGUUCAAAGAAAUUUAAUGUGCCCCCUUGUGAUGUGGACGAUGACGUCACCGUAGAUGGUAGUUCCGAUAAGGUGGACCAAGGGUAGUUUCUGAAGCAGCUUUUCUGGACUGCAGUGGGUGGGAGCAUGUUUUAAUUGAACGCGUCUUGACAGCAGAUCUGGAUCCUCGUCGGAUCUGAGUCACCUGACGUGUCUCUCAACUAUAAAUACAAGGAAAAGAGGAUCUCCCGCUCGAACACCGCUCAGGUAUCACGGUUUUGCCAAAUCAGGAUGACGAUCACGGCCGUCCCUUCGAUCCGGAAACGCAUCCUGACCGUCCGCGGGAAGCCCAUUCUCACCAACGUGCCGGAGAACGUCGUUGUCUCCUCACCUCAACCGCCAGGCCACGCCGCUGCCUUCCUCGGCGCCACUUCCUCCGUCGCCGACUCCCGCCACAUUUUCUCCCUCGGCAUCCUCCAAGGAUACAGAUGGAUGUGUUUAUUCAGAUUCAAUAUAUGGUGGAUGAUACCUAGAUACGGAAACUGUGGAAAAGAUGUGCCACUGGAGAGCCAGAUGCUGUUGAUAGAAGUAAGAGAAGAAUGUGCUAUUCAUGAUGAAGAUGAUGAUGGCAGUGGUGAGAACACAUUCUAUGUACUAUUGCUGCCUGUGUUGGAUGGCAAAUUCAGAAGCAGUUUGCAGGGAAAUUCUCAGAAUGAGAUUCAAUUCUGCAUCGAGAGCGGUGAUCCUGAUGUCAAAACCAACCAAUCUCUUGAGGCUGUUUUUGUCAAUUCAGGGGAUCACCCAUUUGAGCUCAUGAAGGAAUCCAUCCAGAUGUUGGCUAAACAUAAAGGAACAUUCAGCCAUAUUGAGAGCAAAAAGAUUCCUGCCCAUCUGGACUUAUUUGGUUGGUGCACUUGGGAUGCAUUCUAUACUAAUGUCGACCCUCGAGGGAUCAAAGAAGGUCUAGAAAGCUUGUCCGCAGGAGGUACACCAGCAAGGUUCCUUAUCAUUGAUGAUGGAUGGCAAAAUACACUAAAUGAAUAUGAAAAAGAUGGGCAGGAAAUGACAGAUGGAACACAGUUUGCAACUAGGCUAGUUGAUAUCAAGGAAAAUAAAAAAUUCCAGGACUUUGGGUCGGACGAUUCCUGCAAUAAUCUCAAACAUUUCAUACAUAAAAUGAAGGAAACAUAUGGACUGCAAUACGUGUACAUGUGGCAUGCUUUGAUUGGCUACUGGGGAGGAAUUUUACCAACCUCUCCUGCCAUGGAAAAGUACAAUCCUAGGAUGGAGUUCCCUGUGCAAUCUCCAGGAAAUAUUGGAAAUUUAAGGGAUGUUGCCAUCGACAGUAUGGAGAAAUAUGGUGUUGGUGUCAUAGAUCCUGAGAAACUCUAUAAUUUUUUCAAUGACCUUCAUGGCUACCUUACAAGCCAAGGAGUAGAUGGGGUGAAGGUGGAUGUGCAAAACUCAGUUGAGACACUUGGAAAAGGUUAUGGAGGACGUGUGUUGCUUAUGCGGAAGUAUCAAAGAGCUCUAGAAGAAUCAGUAGCACGAAACUUCAAGGGGAACCAUCUCAUUUGCUGCAUGAGCCAUGACUCCGAGUAUAUCUACAAUUCAAAGGCGAGUGCAGUUGCGAGGGCAUCAGAAGACUUCAUGCCUAAUGAACCAACCUUACAAACUCGCCACAUUGCUUCUGUUGCAUUUAACAGCAUGCUUCUUGGAGAAAUUGUUGUCCCAGACUGGGAUAUGUUCCAUAGUCUCCAUGCUACAGCUCAUUUUCAUGCUGCAGCCAGAGCUCUGGGAGGUUGUGGAGUAUAUGUCAGUGACAAGCCUGGCGAGCAUGACUUCAAGAUUCUCAAGAAAUUGGUACUUUCAGAUGGGUCAGUCUUGAGAGCAAGAUAUCCAGGACGGCCAACAAGAGACUGUUUGUUCAAUGACCCAGUAAUGGAUGGCAAAAGCCUACUAAAGAUUUGGAACUUAAACAAAUCCACUGGAGUUUUGGGUGCAUUCAAUUGCCAAGGAGCAGGAAGUUGGCCUUGCAGGGAAAAAGUGCAAGACGAACAUGAACCAGUUAGUCAGUCUGCAAAAAUUUUUGGCCAUGUGAGUCCUAAAAAUAUUGAAUACCUUGAAGAACUUGCUGGCGAAAGUUGGACAGGACAUUGUGCUGUCUUUGCUUUCAAUUCAGGUAAACUUUCUAAACUACCAAGCUCAGGAAAGAUUGGCAUCUCCUUAAGAACCCUGGAAUUUGAAAUAUUUACAAUAUCUCCAAUCAAGGAAUUCUGUCACCAUAUCCAGUUUGCACCACUUGGACUAACCGACAUGUAUAACUCUGGAGGUGCAAUUGAAGAACUGAGCAAUACAAAUGAUCCUUUUGAACAAGUCAUAAAGAUCACAGCACGUGGGUGCGGCUGUUUUGGUGCUUAUUCCAACAUGAAACCUAAGCACUGCCUUGUGGACGCCGAGGAAGUGGAUUUUGAUUAUGACACUGUGGAUGGGCUAUUGACAUUUAAACUUUCUCUGGGGAGUCAAAAAGGGAGAAGCUUAAGACAUAUUUCCAUCACAUAUUGAGGUCAACCGAGAAUACUUAAAGGAGCUUUUUUAACUCAUGAGAUUAUCUCUACUCGAUUCUUCCA